Drosophila guanche is the source of this 849-nucleotide messenger RNA. RefSeq names its product proliferating cell nuclear antigen (gene PCNA2). The transcript is spliced from 2 exons. NCBI's taxonomy places the organism in Eukaryota, Metazoa, Arthropoda, Insecta, Diptera, Drosophilidae. Bases 45 to 812 code for a protein of 255 amino acids. The record is from RefSeq and is a predicted model, not a curated record. Gene Ontology annotation, molecular function: DNA binding; DNA polymerase processivity factor activity. Gene Ontology annotation, biological process: mismatch repair; translesion synthesis; regulation of DNA replication. Gene Ontology annotation, cellular component: PCNA complex.
UUCCAAUUGUGAAAUUAACCGAAAAAUAAAUUCAACUAUAAACGAUGCUGGAGGCUCGUCUUGGGGAAACUCAGCUGCUUAAGAAGAUUGUCGAUGCCCUCAAGGAGAUCAUCUCGCUGAGCACCCUGGACUGCAGCGAAACAGGCAUGCAGCUGCAGUCCAUGGACAAUUCGCACGUUUCGCUGGUGUCUCUGAGCCUGCAGACUGGAUGCUUCGAGAAGUACCGCUGCGAUCGUAAUGUCUCGCUCGGCUUGGAUCUCAAAUCCCUGUCCAAAGUCGUCAAGAGCGCCAGCGGCGAUGACAGCGUCACACUGUCCGCGGCGGACAAAGCUGACAAGCUGCUCCUUAGCUUCGAGUCGGACAACAAAAGUCGCACGGCGGACUACGAGCUAAAGCUGCUGAAUCUGGACCAGGAUCAUCUGGGCAUACCCGACACGAAUUACGCCUGCACCGUGCAGAUGCCUUCGAGCGAGUUUGCUCGUAUUUGUCGGGACAUGAGCAUGUUCAGCGAGACGGUGGUAAUUUCCUGCACCAAGCAGGGCAUCAAGUUCUCGGCCAACGGCGACCUGGGCUCGGCCAACAUUAAGCUUGCCGAGACCUCCAAGGGGGACAUCACCAUAGACGUGGAGGAGCCCAUAACCCAAUCCUUUGCCGGACGAUACCUGAACACUUUCACACGAGCCACGCCGCUGUCGGAUCGGGUCAAGAUAUGCCUAGCCCCGGAGGUUCCUCUGCUGGUGGAGUACUCUAUCGAGGACUAUGGGUACAUACGAUACUACCUGGCCCCCAAGGUGGACGACGCGGACGCCUAACAUGUUACAGAAAACAUUAUGUGCAAUAUUUUCAAAC